This is a messenger RNA of Schistosoma guineensis, 891 nucleotides long. NCBI's taxonomy places the organism in Eukaryota, Metazoa, Platyhelminthes, Trematoda, Strigeidida, Schistosomatidae. The record is from the annotation of a GenBank genome assembly.
AUGUACUUGAUUGACUUGAUAACAUCAUCAUCAUCAUCAUCAUCAUCAUCAUCAUCAUCAUCAUCAUCAUCAUCAUCAUCAUCAUCAUCAUCAUCAUCAUCAUCAUCAUCAUCAUCAUCAUCAUCAUCAUCAUCAUCAUCAUCAUCAUCAUCAUCAUCAUCAUCAUCAUCAUCAUCAUCAUCAUCAUCAUCAUCAUCCUCAUCAUCAUCAUCAUCAUCAUCAUCAUCAUCAUCAUCAUCAUCAUCAUCAUCAUCAUCAUCAUCAUCAUCAUCAUCAUCAUCAUCAUCAUCAUCAUCAUCAUCAUCAUCAUCAUCAUCAUCAUCAUCAUCAUCAUCAUCAUCAUCAUCAUCAUCAUCAUCAUCAUCAUCAUCAUCAUCAUCAUCAUCAUCAUCAUCAUCAUCAUCAUCAUCAUCAUCAUCAUCAUCAUCAUCAUCAUCAUCAUCAUCAUCAUCAUCAUCAUCAUCAUCAUCAUCAUCAUCAUCAUCAUCAUCAUCAUCAUCAUCAUCAUCAUCAUCAUCAUCAUCAUCAUCAUCAUCAUCAUCAUCAUCAUCAUCAUCAUCAUCAUCAUCAUCAUCAUCAUCAUCAUCAUCAUCAUCAUCAUCAUCAUCAUCAUCAUCAUCAUCAUCAUCAUCAUCAUCAUCAUCAUCAUCAUCAUCAUCAUCAUCAUCAUCAUCAUCAUCAUCAUCAUCAUCAUCAUCAUCAUCAUCAUCAUCAUCAUCAUCAUCAUCAUCAUCAUCAUCAUCAUCAUCAUCAUCAUCAUCAUCUUCGUUAAUGAUGAAUGACUUAUUCUACUGUCUAUUGAUAAAUGUUAUUUUACAAUUAAUGACUUUAUCGAUUUAUCAUCAAUCAUUGUGUCACACUGAUUGUGAAAAUCAAGCAAAUUUGACUUGA